Messenger RNA from Glycine soja, 570 nucleotides. RefSeq lists its product as uncharacterized. NCBI's taxonomy places the organism in Eukaryota, Viridiplantae, Streptophyta, Magnoliopsida, Fabales, Fabaceae. The transcript has a single exon. The record is from RefSeq and is a predicted model, not a curated record. Bases 1 to 570 code for a protein of 189 amino acids.
AUGGAGAAAGGUUAUACGCAACUUGAAAAUAAGAAUUCUUUGCCACAAAAUGAAAAGGAGACUUUGUUGAAGAUGAGGAAGGAUCAACAAGCACUUACCUUCAUCUAUCAAGGUUUAGAUGAAGGCAUCUUUGAGAUGGUGUUCAAUGUCUCCACCUCCAAAGAAGCUUGGGAGAUUUUGCUAACAUCCCUUGAAGAUGUUGACAAGGUGAAAAAGGUGUGCCUACAAACUCUUGGUGGAAAGUUUAAAUCCUUGGAUAUGAAGCAAUUUGAGUCAAUUUUGGAUUUUGGCAAUAGGGUGAUAAUGAUUGUGAAGCAAAUGAAGCGUUAUCAGGAGAAUAUGGAAGAAGCUCAUGUUGUAGAGAAGGUCCUUCGUUCUUUAAUCGCAAAAUUUGAUUUUGUGAUUUGUGUAAUUGAAAAGUCAAAGGACAUUGAAUCAAUGACUGUGGACCGAUUAUUAGGUUCACUUCAAGCAUAUGAAGAAAGGUUCAAAAGAAGAAAUGAUGAGCCUUUGGAGAAAGUUCUUAAAGCCAAAGCUUCUUUGAAAGUAAAAGGAAGAGACAACACAUGA